Molecule: messenger RNA, 2194 nt
Organism: Ochotona princeps (American pika)
Lineage: Eukaryota; Metazoa; Chordata; Mammalia; Lagomorpha; Ochotonidae
Gene: ELP3
Product: elongator acetyltransferase complex subunit 3
Exons: 15
Coding region: 272-1915 (547 amino acids)
Biological process (GO): tRNA wobble base 5-methoxycarbonylmethyl-2-thiouridinylation
Cellular component (GO): elongator holoenzyme complex; nucleus; cytoplasm
Molecular function (GO): acyltransferase activity, transferring groups other than amino-acyl groups; iron-sulfur cluster binding
Source: RefSeq, a predicted model, not a curated record
ACAGCGUCAGUUCCCAAGCUUCGUCCCAUGCCUGAACUGCCAGGACCAGCCUUGGAACACCCCAGCGGACGCCGCGUGGACACCCGCCAACCUAAGGUCCUGGCCCCGCCCAGCCGGCCGGCUCCGAGCCCCGGGGCGGGGCUUCGCGCUCGUCCCCGAGGAGCGCUUUACGGCCCGAGGCCGUGCUCGUACGACAGGCCGCGAGAGGUGCUUUGCGGCUGCUCGCUUGGGCCGUGGCCGGAGUCUGUGGCCACUGCGACGGCGGCGCGAGAUGAAGCAGAAGCGGAAAGGUGAGCUCAGCACUGCUGAGCUGAUGAUGCUGACGAUAGGAGAUGUGAUUAAACAACUGAUUGAAGCCCACGAACAGGGAAAAGACAUUGAUCUGAAUAAGGUGAAAACCAAGACAGCUGCCAAACAUGGCCUUUCAGCACAGCCCCGCCUGGUGGAUAUCAUUGCUGCGGUCCCUCCUCAGUACCGAAAAAUCUUGGUCCCCAAGUUGAAGGCAAAACCCAUCAGAACUGCCAGUGGGAUUGCUGUUGUGGCUGUGAUGUGUAAACCCCACAGAUGCCCACACAUCAGUUUUACAGGAAAUAUAUGUGUAUACUGCCCUGGUGGACCUGACUCAGAUUUUGAAUAUUCCACUCAGUCAUACACUGGCUAUGAGCCAACCUCCAUGCGAGCCAUCCGUGCUAGAUAUGAUCCUUACCUGCAGACAAGACAUCGACUAGAACAGUUAAAACAACUUGGUCACAGUGUGGAUAAAGUGGAGUUUAUUGUGAUGGGUGGAACGUUUAUGGCCCUUCCAGAAGAAUACAGAGAUUACUUUAUUCGAAAUUUGCAUGAUGCCUUAUCAGGACAUACUUCGAACAAUAUUUAUGAGGCAGUCAAGUAUUCUGAGAGAAGCCUCACAAAGUGCAUUGGUAUUACUAUUGAGACCAGACCAGAUUAUUGCAUGAAGCGACAUCUAAGUGACAUGUUGACCUAUGGCUGCACAAGGCUGGAGAUUGGGGUGCAGAGUGUCUAUGAAGAUGUGGCCAGAGACACCAACAGGGGACACACUGUGAAGGCUGUAUGUGAGUCAUUUCACCUGGCCAAAGAUUCUGGCUUCAAAGUGGUGGCUCAUAUGAUGCCUGAUCUGCCAAAUGUGGGACUGGAAAGAGACAUUGAACAGUUUACAGAGUUUUUUGAGAAUCCUGCUUUUCGUCCUGAUGGCUUGAAACUCUACCCUACCCUGGUGAUCCGUGGAACUGGGCUUUAUGAGCUUUGGAAGUCAGGCAGAUACAAGAGUUAUUCUCCCAGUGACCUGAUAGAGUUGGUGGCUCGGAUCCUCGCCCUCGUGCCUCCGUGGACUCGAGUGUACCGAGUGCAGAGAGAUAUUCCCAUGCCCUUGGUCAGCUCAGGAGUGGAGCAUGGCAAUUUGAGAGAGCUAGCAUUUGCAAGAAUGAAAGACCUUGGAAUACAGUGUCGAGAUGUGAGAACCAGAGAAGUUGGAAUACAAGAAAUUCAUCACAAAGUACGGCCAUACCAGGUUGAGUUGGUAAGAAGAGAUUAUGUUGCAAAUGGUGGCUGGGAAACAUUCUUAUCAUACGAAGACCCAGAUCAAGAUAUUUUGAUUGGCCUCCUACGAUUACGAAAAUGUUCUGAGGAAACCUUCCGUUUUGAAUUGGGUGGAGGAGUUUCCAUAGUCCGAGAGCUACACGUAUAUGGAAGUGUAGUCCCUGUGAGCAGCCGAGAUCCUACUAAAUUUCAACAUCAGGGAUUUGGCAUGCUGCUGAUGGAGGAAGCAGAAAGAAUAGCUCGAGAAGAACAUGGAUCUGGGAAAAUAGCUGUUAUAUCAGGUGUUGGCACCAGGAAUUACUAUAGGAAGAUUGGCUACAGAUUACAAGGCCCAUACAUGGUAAAGAUGCUGAGAUGACCACCACACCUGUCCCUUUGCACGGUGUGCUCCGUGGCAGAAGACAGAGAAGAUUUCUUGAGUACUCAGAGGAAAGGCUAAACAGAGCAGAUGGACCUCUGCUGCCCCCUUGGCGAGGAGCCUUCCCCUUAUCUGCUUUCAGGACUGGGGCCCCAUGACUGCUGACCACACCACGGGGCCAUCCUCUUGCGUGUGAUCGCACACGAAGCCACUCAGUUUUCCGUGUCAGUUAUUUAUCAGGUUAUUUGACUCACAGUGACAAAAGCAAGUUAACUCAUU